This is a messenger RNA of Linum trigynum, 5425 nucleotides long. The record is from the annotation of a GenBank genome assembly. Lineage: Eukaryota; Viridiplantae; Streptophyta; Magnoliopsida; Malpighiales; Linaceae.
CAGAGUCGGGACUCUCUGUGCAGGUUCUUGUCUAGGGCUGUUAAUGAACCAAGCCGCUCAUGAACGGCUCGGUGUGCGAUUCGAGAAAAACUCGUUUGAUACUCGAUUCGUUUUAAUCGAGCCGGCUCGCGAACAAGCUCGUUAACUAAACGAGCCGAACUCGAGCCAUACCAUGUUCAGCUCGAAAGCUCGCGAACAAGCUCAUUUAAUGGUUUGGCAUAAAAAAAAAAGAAUUAGAAUUCAUGGAUUUUAUGUAUUGAAAUUGGGAUAAAUAUUGUGUUUUACUUUGCUACAGAUUUAAAUGUAAUUUUGUGCAUAGUUCUAGGUCAAUCUUGAGCUAUCAUGAACAUUUUAUGAGCUGAACUUGAUUUUGGGCUCGUUAAGCUUAUUUGACGAGCCGAGCUCGAGCCGAGCUCGAGCUUUCAUUUUCAUAAACGAGCCGAGCUCGAGCUUGCAUAUUAAAACUCGUGACGAACACGAGCCGAGCUCGAGCCUGGAAAUAUAUUAACGAGCCGAGCCCGAACUAUGGCAAAGCUCGGCUCGACUCGGCUCAUUAACAGCCCUAUUAAAUCUUGUCCAAGAAAGAAGAGAAAAAGAAAAAACUCUCUUCUACUAGAGUUUUGCUUCUCGGGCUUUGCUGGCUGUUCUUGCAUCCAUCAAAUUGAUGAAUGACGAGUUGGCCUACUCUCAUUCAUUCAUUCAUUCCUUCAUCCUUCCUCCUCCUUCUGUUAAUCCAAACCCCUUUUCUCCUCGGCAAAUUCAUUACAUUCCCCGCCUUGUUCUUCCUAAAACGCACUUUUCCGCAUUUGUAGCCAUUGUCUUCUCCGGGCCGUUCUCUUGCCUGACCUCCCAACGAGUCGCCGACGUCUUCUGCUGUUGGGUCUAAUGCAACACCUGGAAAUUCGUCGGCUAUUUUCUUCUUAUUGAGUAACCCCUAGUCUUCUCUCCAAGAGGUAAUCCCUAAAUCUUUGCUUGCUUUCGCGUGUAAUCGUCUUUUUUAUAUGUGGAACUCUCCGCAUUUGCUUGGUUUGUAUUUUGCUGUUCGUUUUUCUUUCUGUUUUGCGUUUUCUGCUUGUCCUUUGAAGUAGUGGGUUCACUGUUAUGCUCAAUUUGGAGCUCCUGGUGAGGGAUUGCAGUGAACGCACUUGAUGGCUAGAUGAUGAUGAAGCCAUGCUUAGAACCAAUCUGUUGUCUUUCGGGAGUAUAUUCAUGUUUCGGCAGAAAAUUUCUUAUGGGUGGGUGAAACUGAUAUCUCUAUGCAACCCUAUUUCUUGUGAGGAUGGCUGAUCUCCUCGGUGCGUAUACCUGCGAGACCACAUCCUUGAGACGAUGCUUGCUUUCAGUACACAUUGUCCUUUUUGUGAUUUAGAUCUAGUAUAGUUUGUCAUCUGUUUAAACGAGCUUGUCUUCUGCUCAAUAUGGAAUUUGAACACCUUGUCUGGGAUGUACUUGCUUGUGAUUUGUUUUAUUUAAAGCACUUCCUCUGAAUGGCUGACACAUUGAUACUUUAGCUGGUGUUGGUGCUUCUGGAUACAGUUGUUUCUCGUUUGCUGUUUUAUCUCCCUCUUUCUUGAUCAAACUAUCGUUAAUACUAUGUUGGAGAUGAUGCUUCAUAGAUGGUCAUGCAUUAGUUUGAUGGAGUCUCGAUGGUAAUUGAUUUGGCUUGUAUGUCUUCCAGAUUUUUGUUUCUUAAAUGCCUACUGAAGAGUUUCUGGCACUGAUCCUUAGAACGUUGAGCUUGCAUGGAUAUGAAUCUACUUGAAGAACAAUCCAGAACAUGCUCUCACUGAGAUCUGUUCGCAGAUUUUUCCAUUACUCUGCUGCUGUUGCCUCAACUGGAAACUGUACUGCUGUAUCUUAUCCCAUCAUGAAGCAAAAACCAUUGGAGGAACCUGCUCUUGUUAAGCUUAAGGCUGAGAGAGAUCCUGAAAAGCUAUUUGAUCUUUUCAAGGCCAAUGCUAGAAAUAGGCUUGUCAUUGAGAAUCGGUUUGCAUUUGAAGACACUGUUUCUCGCUUAGCUGGUGCUCGACGAUUUGAUUACAUUGAGGAGUUGCUUGAGCAACAAAAGUCCCUUCCACAAGGGCGACGUGAAGGGUUCAUCGUAAGGAUAAUAAUGUUGUAUGGGAAGGCUGGGAUGGCUAAGCAUGCUAUCAAUACCUUUUAUGAUAUGCAUUUUUAUAAGUGUAGAAGGACUGCCAAGUCUUUCAAUGCUGCACUUAAAGUUUUGGCAGGAGCCCGGGACAUAGCAGCAAUCGAAACAUUUCUGAUUGAGGUUCCUGAGAAGUAUGAUAUAGAAUUAGAUACAUAUUCAAUGAACAUUGUCAUUAAGGCCUUUUGUGAAAUGGAGAUUUUGGACAAGGCAUUUUCAAUCAUGGUGCAGAUGGAAAAGUUGGGAAUAAGGGCAGAUGUUAUCACAUACACUACACUUAUUGCAGCAUUUUACAGAAAGAACAGGAUACAGUAUUUGGUGAACAGAAGACAAGCAUGGAAAGCAAAUGAUCUUAUUCUUUCAAUGGAAAGAGUUGGGGUCAUACCAGAUGAGAUUACUUAUAACUUAGUUAUCAAAGGUUUUUUCCAGGCUGGAUAUCCUGAGAUGGCAAAAAGGGUAUAUUCUGCAUUGCAUGGAAGGGGGUUUAAGCCCAAUGUUAAAAUAUACCAGACAAUGGUGCAUUAUUUGUGUGAGGGUGGGGAGCUUGAUUUGGCAUAUAAGAUGUGUACUGCCUGUAUGAGAAAGAACUGGUUCUUGAGCGUAGACUCUAUUUCUGCGCUACUUAUUGCCUUAAAGAAGAAUGAGAAGAUUGACAAGGCUAGGAUGGUCAUGACAUUGGUCAGGAAGAAGGUGCCAUCAUUCUCUUCAAACCAAUUAAGCUUGUUGGAGUCUAUUUUUUCCAGUAGUUGAAGGGAUUAGAGAUGUGGUUAAUUCACUCAUCGCAUGGGCUGAAUUGCAAGCUGGACUCUGUAACCUAUCACUCCAUGUGAUCCCGAAAAUGAAUGGUGCCCUACUGCCCUUGAUUGCGCUGAUUCAACUAUAGCAGCACUCUGAUGAAUAAUUGCGAUGAAGAAGACAGGUCUUGCAGCUGGUGACCUGAUUCUUGUAAAUUGGCAAUGCACUUUUGCUUUUAUAGCAUUCAGAAUAUAAUUGUUUGAGUAAGAAAAAGUACUACAAUGCAUGUUUUCACUUGGGGGAUUUUUUUUACCGCACCUGUCUCAAGAACUAUGUUUAAGAUUAAGCUAGAUGCCAUGACUUUUUUUCUUUACUUUACAGUUAGUAGCAGAUAUUACAUGUCUUACUAUGUCGUUGGCUGUCAAAGAAAGGUCAAAUGAAACCAUCAUGUUGCACUCAUGCCUUUUCUGACCCAGAUAUUUCAAUUAAAGGGUGUCUAGGAAAUAAUUUGUCAUAUGGACCUUUGUUUUGUAGAUCCUGUUAUAUAUGCUUUUGCUUUUAAAGCACAAAUUGUUGGUGCUUCUAUGCCUUUGAAUUGUCUUCUCUAUUUGUGAUACCCCCUUUGCUGUUUUAUGACAUAUUUCUCAUUGGGGUGGAGCGUGAGAUGGUCCAGGACCGUCAGUGUUUAAUUUUUCUCCUUUGUUCCCUGCAGGAAGUGUUCUUGAGUUCUGACUACAAAGAGUGCCAGAAAAGGUGCCUGUGUUCAUACUUCCAAUGCAGUCAAAAUCGCGCUUUAAACUUAAAAACUUACGAUUUUACGCUUUUAGGUCACCAAAACGCUUUCGUUUCCAUAUAAAAACUUAAGUGUAUAAAAUCGGACUAAUUGCACUUUAAAGCUUAAAAGCUAACGGUUUUACGCUUCUAAUUCACCAAAACGCUUUACGUUUUUACGCUUUUAGUUCACUAAAUGAGUAUUCUUUUCAUGAAAUUAAUUAUAAAAAAUAUAUUUUAAAAGUAAAUCACCAACAAUAUGAUACAUUUGAGAUUAGAAGAUACAUAUAAGGUACUUGGAUGCAUUUUCAACUUCAAUAGAGUAAUAUAAUUCACCAGCUAGGAUUUUCCCAAAUUCAUUAGCAUAGAGGGAAAAGUGGCUUAUUGUUAAAAUUUAUGUUUACGAACUUAUUAUUAAUAUACUAUAAGUUGUCCUACUUUAGGCAUGAAUCGCAUGUAUUUAUUAACUUAUCUGUGCAUUCAUAUUUUGCAUAGCAUAUGUCCUACUUAAUAGUUUUUUAGUUAUUUUUCAGUAUGUGUCAAAAACUUACGCUUUUACGCUUUGAUUUUACGCUUUACGAUUUUAUCCCUUUUCCACUUCUAGGUAGAAUCGCGCUUUUGACUGGUUUGCAUUAUUCAGAAAUUGUUGUCCUGGAACCGUAUCAGAAAUAAAUCCUUCUGCUUUUUCUGGUUUUUUUCUAGAGUUGUGCGCUCAGAACUUUUUCUACAGCCAUUUAUCCAGUUUGUAAUUAUGAUCUGAUUCUCCCACCUUUUAAAGAUGAUUAUCUGACGUUAACUGAAAGUUUACCUUUUAAAGAUGAUUAUCUGACGUUAACUGAAAGUUGGAAAAUAUUGAUGGUCUAAACUGAUGAUAAGUGCUAAAUCAUCGUUUUCUUUAGCACCUUCAAAAUGUUAUUGUGCCGAUAUCCAGAUGUAAAGAAUGCAAUGUGAAGGAAGGCUGCAACAACUGAUCGCAGAUAUAUCUUCUUGGGAAUUGGUAUGUGAGCCUAAAUUUUCCUGAAAUUAGUCCUCUCCUGUCUUUGGUCAUAGUUUUACCUUGAAAGAGACAUUGGCAUCCUUUUAUCCUGUGUUUUGAGCAUGGCUUAAUGUGGAUAGUCUUCUACUAUUAUUUAUUUACUCUGUUUCUCAAGUGCUGCUUUUGCCGUAUUUUCAAUGCACGUUGGCUUAAAUAUUUUGUCUCCCUGAUGGCUUCUCUGCACUUGCUUUCAUUUGACAAUAGGUUUUCAUAUUGGGGAUAGCUACUGCAAGCUUUCAUUUGGUAUGAAAUUCUUCAUCAUUUGAUGUCAUGUAAGCCUUUUGUAUGAUGGCAUGAACAUGUUCAUCAAGAACGCCAGAAACAGUAGUCCAUUCAAUGGCGAGGCCAGGUUUCUUUCCAUCCAGUUAAGCACAUACGACGACAAGAUGGAUAUCAUACAAAGGAGGAUGUAACUCCCUUGAUGUCCGACAGUAUUAUCGACCAUUUUUUUCUCUUCUAGGUUUUACCAUGUGUUUGAGAGGAUUUUUAUCUUUUAAUCAAAGCUUGUAAAUAGAAGAUGGUAGUUCACAAAAAAAAAAAAAAUCCCUGAAGCUAGUAUAGAAACUUAUAGAUGCCAGAUGGAAUGGCAUUCACUGUUAUUUUCGGGGUUUUAGCUCUUGGUUGAGAAGCUUGAUUAGCCUAUUGAACAACAUAAAGAUGACAUUAUGAAUCUAAAGGCUGUCUGGGAGGUUUGCUCCAUAAUCGGACGGACUCCAUAAAAUCGAAAGGUUCCA